Messenger RNA from Lachancea dasiensis, 1041 nucleotides. Lineage: Eukaryota; Fungi; Ascomycota; Saccharomycetes; Saccharomycetales; Saccharomycetaceae. The record is from the annotation of a GenBank genome assembly.
AUGUCAAUGCUUGUGAAGCGGCUACCUGAGCUCUCCAAGAUACCUCACUACUAUGGAUAUCGAUAUAUGCUCAACCCAGCGGUCCAUAACAAAAUCUUCGACAAGUUACAGCUGCACAAAACGUAUCUCAAUCCCGGUAGGCUGAAGGUCUUGGACCUGUAUCCGGGUCCUGCACAGCAUUCUGUAAUAUUUAAUAACCGUCUCAAACCUGCUCAGCAUGUAUUGAUGGAUGCGCGGCCGGAUUUCGUCAAACACAUCGGGGCUUUAAUUUCAGAUGAGGAAGUCAAUAGCAGCACAAUUGAGCUGUACGAAGGUGAUCCUUAUGACUGGGACUCCUAUACCAGUAUGAUAGAUGAGCAUAAAGUAUUGACCCCCAGUAUCAAAGGACUUGAGGCAAUUCACGACGAAUUUUUGGUGAUGGCGAACCUGAGCGGUAUGAUUGGUGAAGGAUUAUUCAUGCAAUGGUUAGCAUGCAUAGGAAAUCGUAACUGGAUUCAGCGCUUUGGCCGGGUUAAGCUGCUAGUAUGGGUACAAGAAAGUACAGCUGUGAAAUUGUUAGCAAAACCUGGUGAUCAACUGCGAUCGAAAUGUUCGGUAGUUACAGAUGCUUUUACUAAUACUAAAUUAAUAGCAACCAUGGAGGGACGCAGCCCAAGGGACUCUAAGUUCAACUCAGAUUUGCUAGCGAAGCAUGAACCCAUUUUUUUCAGUGCUAAAGACGUUUGGAUGCCCAGUGGAAAGCCUAUAAGUUUGAUCGAAGUAAACCCCAACAAUCACCAUGUCGAUCUUGAUAAUUUCGACUAUGUUACUAAACAUCUACUCAUACUCAAAAGUACCCCCUUGUCCAGUGCCCUUGACUCCUUAGGUCACGGCGGUAAGGAAUAUUUCCGAUCUGUUAUCCGUGACGAAAAACUGUUACAAAAAUGCCCAAAGGACCUAACGGUCGAAGAAUUCAUGUAUUGUACCAAACUUUUUGACUUAUGGCCCUUCAAACCUGACAUUUACAUGGACUUUAUUGAUGUAUUCCAGGACAACGAUUGA